AUGUACAUAGCUGUGGGGUUGGUGUUGUUAUGUUUCGUGGUGCUCGCUGUGUGGACUACGUGGUUCAGGCAGAAACCUGAUGCACCUCCUAUGAUGCCAGGCUUUCUCCCGAUAAUAGGACAUUCACAUCUCAUUUUUGGAGACCGUAAACAUCUCUGGUACUUCAUAAAACAUAUCAACGAAUUAUCUUUCGAUCAUGGAGGAGCUAUCGAGCUUUGGUUGGGCGCCCAGAGAUUUUAUGUUUUAUCCGAUCCUGAAGAUUGUCUUACACUGGCCAACACGUGCUACAGCAAACCUUACAUCUAUGAUUUUGCUAAGGAUUUCUUAAACAAUGGACUGAUUACAGCUGAAGCCCCUGUAUGGAAAUCUCAUCGUAAAUUAUUGAAUCCGGCAUUCAACCAGCAAGUUCUGAACACAUUCGUUGACGAAAUGAACAAACAAGCUCGAAAUCUUGUUUCGAAUUUAAGCAAUGAAUUGGGCAAGAAGCCAUUCGACAUUAGACACUACUUGGUCAACUUUACACUAUCUACUGUUAGCCGUACUUCACUAGGUCUAACAGCUAAAGAACAGAAGAUAAUAGACCGAGAAUACGCUGAGGCUAUUGAAGAUUUAUUGGCUCUGUACUGUGACAGAGCCCAGAAAGUGUGGCUGCAUAUUAGCUGUGUGUUCAAAUGGAGUGAAAUGAAACGCAAACAAGACAGAUUGACUAAAACCUUGAAGAAUAUCAUUAACCCCGUCAUAUUGAAAAGGAAAUCCGAAAUGAAAACCAUCCCAGAACCUACGCAAUAUGAAUACACAAAUGGUAAAUUCAAACCAGUGCUGGAUCACAUGCUUCAAAUGGCACAUGAACAAAAUGUUUUCUCGGACGAAGACAUCAGAGAACACCUAGACACAUUAGUAGCAGCAUCAUAUGACACGACAUCUUCAGCUAUGACCUUCAUGCUGUUGGUGAUUGCAACUUACCCAGAAAUACAGAGUCGAAUUUAUAACGAGAUACAAGAGGUACUGCAGAACAAAGACGAUGAUUUUACAAAACACGAUCUGCAGAAACUCGUGUACCUUGACGCUGUUGUUAAAGAAUCAAUGAGGGUGCACACUGCUGUCCCGUUCAUGGCAAGAAAAGUUGACGUGGAUGUUAAACUGAAAAACUGUACGCUGCGUGCCAACAGCACUUGUGUACUCGGUGCACAUGCUCUCCACCGCCACCCGCUCUGGGGUCCCGAUGCAAAUGAAUUCAAACCAGAGCGCUGGUUGGAUCCCAGCCGCUUGCCUGAUAAUCCCGUCCUCUUUGCUGCCUUCGGUAUAGGCAAACGAAACUGCAUAGGAAAAUUGUUCAGCAUCCUGAUGAUGAAGACAGCACUAGCACACAUAGUACGACAAUAUCAUAUUUCUGGCAGUAUUCAUAAUAUAGAUUGUGAAUUUGACGUAGUUGUAAAACCGGUAAAAGGUCACCUUAUUGGUUUGAAAUUAAGAUCUUAG
This is a messenger RNA of Spodoptera littoralis (African cotton leafworm), 1479 nucleotides long. The record is from the annotation of a GenBank genome assembly. NCBI's taxonomy places the organism in Eukaryota, Metazoa, Arthropoda, Insecta, Lepidoptera, Noctuidae.